AGCACGUCAGGAAAUUUGUACUCUUUACUAACAUGGCUUAUUUCGAAAGUAAUGACCGGAAUUCGGGCGUUUCCGCCACAUCAGCUUGGCAGUCGUAGAGCAGAGGCAGGAUCCUCUCUGUGAUGUUUUGGUCCAGUCGACCCCACUCUCCAAAAUGACAGCGAGGAAGUCUGGCUCACGACUGGAGACCGAGAUAGAGCGGUGCCGUUCGGAGAGCCAAUGGGACAAGAUACCGGAGUUAGUGCGACAGCUCUCAGCCAAACUCAUCUCAAAUGAUGAUCUAGGGGAGCUGCUGCUGGGAGAAUGCAAGCUUCAAACAUACUUGAAGGAGAAUCCCAUUAAACAGGGAACCAGUCCCAAGGGCCCGAAUCCUAAACUGGUGGAGAUCAGGAAGCAUCUUACUGCUGCUCUGGACAGAGGAAACCUCAAGGCGGAUUACUUCCAAGAAGCCAGUCUGCUGAUGGCCAAACUGUGCUAUGUGGAGGGAGAAUGCAGAGCUGCCUUAGAUCAUUACAGCAAGGUGAACCUUGAUGACAUGCAGCUGGUGGGAGCUCCAGUGUACAGACUGUCGAUUAUAGCUGAGGCCUAUGCUACUAAAGGAUUGUGUCUAGAAAAGGUUCCAGCUGCCUCUCCAUCACUGUCAAAUAGGAACACCGGGUCUCCGUCAUCCAACAAGAACAUGACAGAGCGGGACCUGGAAAUUAUCACCUGCUAUGAGAAGUCUGGUGACAUUGCUCUCCUCUACCUGCAGGAGGCUGAGAAGGCACUGUCAGUGGGCAUACAGAACCGCAGUCCAAAGCCCGGCCCCACUGCCCAGGACCAGGAGCUCGGCUACUUUCUGGAGACAGGCCUGCAGAGAGCCCAUGUCAUCCAUUUCAAGAAUGGCAACCUGACACGAGGAGUGGGUCGAUUUCGGGAGAUCCUCCGGGCUGUUGAGACCAGAACCACCCAGAAUCUGCGUAUGACCAUAGCCAGACAGCUUGCAGAGAUCUUGCUCAGAGGAAUGUGCGAACAGAGUUACUGGUCUCCACUAGAAGACCCACCCACAGUGUCACCAUUGGACGAUCCCACACGGCAAGGACACAUUCACAGCAAGAACUUCAGCCUCAGCCGCCGCCCACGAGUGUACUCAGGAGAGAAUCUGUUUUGCCCUCAGGAAAACACAGAAGAAGCUCUCCUUCUACUGCUGAUCAGUGAGUCCAUGGCUAAUCGUGACGCUGUCCUUAGCAGAAUUCCUGAACACAACAAUGAUCGUAUCAUCAGCCUGCAGUCGGCCUCUGUGGUGUACGACCUGCUGACGAUAGCUCUGGGCCGGAGGGGGCAGUAUGAGAUGCUGUCAGAGUGUUUAGAGCGAGCCAUGAAGUUCGCCUUUGAGGAGUUCCAUUUGUGGUACCAGCUUGCCUUGUCACUGAUGGCAGCUGGUAAAUCAGCUCGUGCUGUUAAGGUCCUCAAAGAGUGUAUUCGUCUAAAACCUAAUGAACCCACCAUCCCACUGCUGGCCGUCAAGCUGUGCAUCGGACCCCUGCACUGGUUGGAUGAGGGGGAGGGCUUUGCAAAGAUGGUGAUUGACAUGGGGGAGAAAGCAGCUGAGUUUCGAGCCAAAGGCUACUUGGCCAUAGGUUUGGUUUACAGCCUCAAAGCCACAGAUGCAUCCUUGCGCAGCACCCAGGAGGACUACCAACGGAAAGCUUUGGGAGCCUUCCAGAGAGCUCAAAGUCUGUCCCCCACUGACCAUUUAGCAGCCUUUUACCUGGCGCUUCAGCUCGCUGUGUCUAGACAGAUCCCCGAGGCUCUAGGUUAUGUCCGACAGGCGCUGCAGCUUCAGGGGGAUGACGUUCACUCCCUCCAUCUGCUGGCCUUGCUGCUCUCUGCUCAGAAACACUACCAUGAUGCUCUCAACAUCAUUGAGAUGGCUCUGUCCGAGUACCCCGAGAACUUUAAUCUGCUGUACACCAAGGUGAAGUUGGAGGCGAUGUGCCGGGGACCAGAAGAAGCUCUGCUCACCUGUAAACACAUGCUGCAGAUUUGGAAGAGCUUUUACAACCUCACCAACCCUAGUGAUUCGGGGCGUGGCAGCAGCCUGUUGGACAGAGCUAUUGCAGACAGACGACAGCUCAACGCUAUGACUCUGCCCGACUUCAGUGAUCCUGAGACAGUCUCAGGUUCUUCCUCUUCUUACUGUGGUUCUGAACCGGUCUCCCCAGCGUCACCAUCCACCUUUUCCAACAUCUCCUCCCCGCUGCCUUCUCCUUCCUCCCCUGUCUUCAUCUUACAGCCCCCGCCUCCGGCACCACCCAAGACCCAAACUUCCCACCCUCCUCACCCCCCAAACCCUUGUUACCCUUCUUACCCUCCUCACCCCCCUGACCCUCCUCAUCAUCCUUGUGCACCCACCAAGGCCAGGACUCACUUUUGCAACCACAUCACUUGCCGCCAGCUCUCCUCCAACUGCGGCCUUCAGGACGCUAACACUCUUGGUUUUUCCUCCAUGUUUUCUGUUUGUUCGGUGCACGCGACGUCCAUCGCAGCCAGCCGUGUGGAGCAGGCCCUGUCUGAGGUGGCCUCCUCCCUGCAGAGCAGCGCACCGAAGCAUGGCCCCCUGCACCCCUGGAUGACCUUAGCGCAGAUCUGGCUGCACGCAGCUGAGGUCUACAUCGGCAUGUCCAAACCUGCAGAAGCCUCCGCCUGCACACAGGAAGCCGCCAACCUUUUCCCCACAUCCCAUAACGUGCUGUACAUGAAGGGACAGAUAGCCGAGCUGAAGGGCAACAUAGACGAGGCCAAACGCUGGUACGAGGAGGCCCUGUCCAUCAACCCGACACACGUCAAGUCCAUGCAGAGACUGGGUCUGAUUCUCCACCAGCUGCAGCGCUACAGUUUAUGUGAAAAGGUCCUGAGGGAUGCUGUGCAGGUCAACAGUACGGCUCACGACGUGUGGAACAGUCUGGGCGAGGUGCUGCAGGCUCAGGGCAACGCCGCAGCUGCCACCGAGUGUUUCCUCACCGCCUUGGAGCUGGAGGCCAGCAGCCCCAUCCUGCCCUUCACCAUCAUACCCAGAGCACUAUGAGACAAAGGCUCCGUAGCCUCAGUACUGUAACACAGUGGCACAAAUGAUGGACCUGCACACUUCACACUCCCCUCACAUACACACAGCAUGCCUGCAUGACACUCAGACAAGGUUUUACUGCAUCCUCAGAGCCACAUAUAGAAAAACAUAUAGUAUAAAUAUACAUACAUGCUUUCCCAAAUGUUCCCAAAAUGCCUUGCUGUAUAGAGAUGGGUUCAGGUACCUGUUUCCUUUUGGGACUCAAGCUCUGAGAAGAUUCUGAGCUGAACACAGACUAAGUAGAACUCUCUCCAACGAUGUCUCUGCUGGUGGUUGUGAUGUCUGUCUGGUGUGCGUGUGUGUAUGCGUGCGCUCAUAUACUGGUCACGCGUGUUGUUUGUGGCUGUGCAUGUGCACCCAUCUUUGUGUACGUGUGCCAAAUUGUCACCCGUUCAUAUUUGCUGUCUGGUCGUGUGUGAUUUGUAGUAUGCUGUGUUGUCUUUCUGAUUUAUUGUACUGCGCAGAGAAGUGUUUCAAGGUGAAACUGAGAUACACAGACUUUCUCACAUUUCAUAUACUGAUGGUAAAGCUAGCGAAUCUGAUAAAACUAUAGGAUGGACAGGAAAUCAGUGUCAUUAAUGUGUUGAUUUAAGCCAAAUCAUAAUAACGAUGAUCUUAUAAAGUGAAACGAACACUUCUGCUGAUGUUACUGUAUGCCUGGCUCUGAGAAUCUGGAGUACUGAUGGCAUGAUCUGCGAGGCCUAAAUGCCAAAACACAGGCUGCAUUUACACAUAUACACAAGAAGUAUUCGAAAACUAAAAGUAUUUAAUUUCAUCUAUACAAAUGUCAACGUAACCACAACAAUAUACAUCUUAAAGCAGAUAAUUGCCAAAGCAAAGCUUGCUUGAGUGUUGGUGAAGCUAAGCUAAUUGGAUCUAGCGUCGUGCCACUUUAUCUCAUCGAACACUAAGGAAAAACAAACAUAUUUCUCAGAAUGGCGAUUGGUUGCAAAUCACGGAUGAUCUGCACAGAUCUGGGAUCUGUGUCUUCGUCUCGUUUAUUAAACCAGACUAUUUGUUGUGUGUAAAUGCAACCACAGUAAUCGUCUCAUGUGUGACCUGACACAUUCGUGUUAAAUACAACCAGAUGAAAAUAGUUUUGUUUUUUAAUUUUGAUUAUAAAUACAAAGAACUGUUUGUAUAUUUGAUUGUUCCAAGUUUGUCAAUAUUGUUAUUCUUUUAGUAAGUAAUUGAUUCUAUUUUCUGGAGAGUGAUGUUAUUGAGAUGCUGGAGGAGAAAUAAAAGGAUGAACUGAUUCAGUUUGUUUGUACUGUAUGAGCUCAGUCAGUCAGAGUCCUUCGUGCUGUAAAUUAUGACCAAUAUAAUAAAAGUGGUUAAAAACAA
Molecule: messenger RNA, 4450 nt
Organism: Betta splendens (Siamese fighting fish)
Lineage: Eukaryota; Metazoa; Chordata; Actinopteri; Anabantiformes; Osphronemidae
Gene: ttc7b
Product: tetratricopeptide repeat domain 7B
Exons: 23
Coding region: 155-3067 (970 amino acids)
Biological process (GO): protein localization to plasma membrane; phosphatidylinositol phosphate biosynthetic process
Cellular component (GO): plasma membrane
Molecular function (GO): protein binding
Source: RefSeq, a predicted model, not a curated record